UUAAGAUAUAGAUCUUGUAUAUUUAUAAAUAUAUUAAUCACAUUCCUAAUCAGCGUUUUAUUUAUUUUAAACGAUCUCGUAUCUCCAGUGAACAUAUCUAGUAUUAAUUUAGAGGUGUAGGACUAAAUCAAUUAAAAUGGAUUUGAGGCGUCUGACGCAAAGAUAUUUAAACAGUGUUUUACCAGUUACUCAGACGUACGAUGAAAUACUUAAGACAAAAUUGGUGUGUGGGAAGUUCCCCCUUACAGUAGCAGGAUUGAUAAAGUCACUUGGGAUGACAGUUCUUCUGGCAGCAGUCUCGUUAUUCUUAGCGUGGCCCAGGUGCGCAAAUACUUCGAACUGGUAUCCGGUAUUCCUUCCGGUCGCUGCAGGACUCUCUAUUUUAGUGCAACUCUUUUUCUAUAUGAUAUUUUCCUUUGGAGUCACCGUGUCUAAACCGUUGUUUUGGAUUAAAUGUGAUGUCUGUUCUAAUCUCUUAUUGUCUUUUAUUACAAUGGUGGCUUCUUGGAUGUCAUAUUUUGAUUGUAUUGCCACAUUGGUGAACAGGAUACACACUAUCUUAUGUUUUACUGGGAGUCUUAUAAUUAUUAUAAGCUGUGGAGCAAUACUACUGAUGUAUAGGCAUAAAAAGGAGGUUGUAUUGAAGCCCAGAGAACGUCCAGUAGGAGAUGCAAAUGUAGCUGUAGCUUAACACAAUUUUUAAAAUAUCAAGAUAAUUUUAUUUAUUGAAUAGUUUGUAUUUUUUAGAAA
Aethina tumida (small hive beetle) is the source of this 750-nucleotide messenger RNA. RefSeq lists its product as uncharacterized. NCBI's taxonomy places the organism in Eukaryota, Metazoa, Arthropoda, Insecta, Coleoptera, Nitidulidae. Bases 137 to 691 code for a protein of 184 amino acids. The transcript is spliced from 4 exons. The record is from RefSeq and is a predicted model, not a curated record.